Molecule: messenger RNA, 618 nt
Organism: Lycium ferocissimum
Lineage: Eukaryota; Viridiplantae; Streptophyta; Magnoliopsida; Solanales; Solanaceae
Exons: 3
Coding region: 1-618 (205 amino acids)
Source: RefSeq, a predicted model, not a curated record
AUGAUAAUUAGUGAUGAGAGUCAAAAACCAGUUGCAGGAACUGCUGGUGUCUUAGGCCAAAAUUCUAGUACUGCAAACUAUGAUAUUGCUUUAUAUACUAGAAAUAAUGGACAUGGAAAUCAGAACUAUCAUGGAAUCAAUAACUAUGGAGGAAACAAUCAGAGGUUUAAAAAGAACUAUAACAGUUUCUGUGAACUCUUUGGAUUUCCUGCUAAUUUCAAGUCCAAGAAGAAAGGUGGUUCAGGUGGUGUACAUAGUGCACAUAAUGUGAACUUGAUUAAUGAUGGAAGUCUUGCUGAGAAUUUCACUCAGACUGGUCAAGAAGGUUCAAACUACAUAUAUGGUCAAAAUACAAAUGUAGGUGCUCCAAGACCGAUGGUUCUAGAUCAGAACUCUGGUGGUUCAAUGACACAAAGUCUCAAUGGUCAAAAUAUGGUUCAAAACUGUCAGAUGAAUCAAGAAGGAUAUCAAGGACCACUCACUAAAAACCAAUAUGAGCAGAUAGUUCAGCUGCUGAAUCAGAAGAAUGCUACUUCCACUUCUGCACCUUUUUCUGCUAAUGUUGCUGCUAAUAAUGUCACUAACAAUGCUACUACUUCAAGUGUAGAUAGAUACUAG